Messenger RNA from Panicum virgatum (switchgrass), 1074 nucleotides. RefSeq names its product non-specific lipid transfer protein GPI-anchored 25-like. Bases 1 to 732 code for a protein of 243 amino acids. Lineage: Eukaryota; Viridiplantae; Streptophyta; Magnoliopsida; Poales; Poaceae. The record is from RefSeq and is a predicted model, not a curated record. The transcript is spliced from 4 exons.
AUGGUAGACAUCAGGAACAUUAAGCUCGUCGCCGUCUACCACACAACCACUUUGCGGGGUUUCACCAAAAUGGACAGGGAUGUUGAGUGUCGCCUCCUCCUCCUCCUCGUGGCCGCGUCCCUCGUCCCGGCCCCGGCGAGCUCCACCGCGGACGCUCCCGCCUCGGCGUCCGCCUAUGCCGCCGCGCGGGACGCGGCCGCGCGGUGCGCGGCGACGAUCGUGUCCAUCUCGCCGUGCCUGCCGCACGUGGCGGCCGUGGCGCCGCCGCUGGCCGCGUCCCCGCCCGCGCCCACCGACGCCUGCUGCGUCGCCUUCCUCCGCGCCGUGAACCCGUCGGGAGGGGGCGGAGGGGACGGUUGCCUCUGCCACCUGCUCCGCAACCCGUUCCUCCUCGGCUUCCCCGUCGACGCCGCCCGCCUCGGCGCGCUCCUCCCCGCCUGCGCCGCGGGCAACUCCUUCGCCGCCGCCACCGUCGAGGCCGCCACCCUCUUCGCCGACGCUUGCCGAGAGCUCAAGGCGCUGCCAGAAUUGCAUGUCACGCCCCAGUCAACAGAAUGGCUAGAAAUUUCCCCAGCACCUGCUGCUGCCCCUCAGUCAGUGUCCAAGCCGAUGGAGACUGUUCCACCAGCCAGGUCGUUGGUUCGGUCAGGCGCUGAGGACUCUCGUUCCCACGGCAUUCCAAUUGCUGCAUUGAUCCUCACAGCAGCAGCAGCAGGAGCUGUGGUCACGUAGUACGUGUGAUAUUUGCACGACACGUGAGACGCUGACCUUGAUCUUGAACUGCGUUAUUUCCGUACCCUUUCUUUGUCGAUUCAGACUAAAUUGUACAUCACAUGGAGAGUGUAGGGCGGCUGUCAUUGAAAUACCUUUCCCCACCGGGCAUGUUUUACACAGUGCUACUCCCAUCAUAUACACAUGCACCACUACUGAACUUCUAAAGUGGUACCAAACUACUAUUAGAGUGCAGUUUCUGCUAUGCUGGGUUUCUUUCGGAACUGAAUCAACUGAAUAUGAGCUCUCGGCCACUAUAUGGUUGUUUCUGCUCUGAACCACACGGUACGGAGCAUUUUAGCA